AUGAAGGAUGAAAUUGCUGCCACGGUUUUCUUCAUCACCAAGCUGGUGAGGAGGGAGGAGAGGCUGAGCAAGCACAAGGUGGAGAAGUUUGCAGCCAAGCUGACCACCAUCCUGUUUGAAAAGUACAAAAAUCACUGGUACCCAGAGAACCCCUCUCGAGGCCAGGCCUUCAGGUGCAUCAGGAUCAACAAGCACCAGGCCCGGGAUCCCCUGCUGGAGCAGGCGUGUGUCCAGAGCCACCUGGACUUCAGCCUGCUGGGCUUGCCCAAGGAGAUGACGCUGUGGGUGGAUCCCUUCCAGGUGUGCUGCAGGUACGGGGAGAGGAGCCGGCCCUUCACCGUGGCACGCUUCGAUGGGCAGGAGAACCCCGAGCUGCCCCAGCAGAUCAGCCUGGCUGUGGGCAGGGCAGCCUUGGACUAUCACUCCAGCACCUCCUCAGAUGAGGAGAGCUUCAGCAAGGAGCCCAGAGCCAUCCCCACCGUCAGCAACCCCAACAGCAUCUACCAGUUUGACUUCUGCAAGGCUCCCCCCCAGCCCUGGUGGCCAUACCUGCACAGGAAGCCCCACCUGGCCGAGGGCUCCCACUUUGGGCAGCACAGGGGCCACAGGAGCUACAGGCCCACGGCCACUUUCGCUGGCCCACGCGUGGACAGGUACCACUGGAUCAACACCAAGAGGUAGAGCCAGGGCUCCUCUGGCAUUUUGGAGCCCUGCUUUUGUGAGGGGCUGAAGGCUGGCACUGCAAAACCUCAUAAAAACAGCACUUCUUGUCUAAUCCCCGCCUCCGACUCUCUAUUUGUGAAUUUUUUUUUU
This is a messenger RNA of Taeniopygia guttata (zebra finch), 813 nucleotides long. RefSeq names its product BTG anti-proliferation factor 4 (gene BTG4). NCBI's taxonomy places the organism in Eukaryota, Metazoa, Chordata, Aves, Passeriformes, Estrildidae. Gene Ontology annotation, cellular component: nucleus; cytoplasm. The record is from RefSeq and is a predicted model, not a curated record.